Messenger RNA from Schistosoma spindalis, 6708 nucleotides. The record is from the annotation of a GenBank genome assembly. Lineage: Eukaryota; Metazoa; Platyhelminthes; Trematoda; Strigeidida; Schistosomatidae.
AUGAAAGACUUAAACUUGGAGAGAAAUGUUUUGAUGAAGUACAUAUAUCCAAAACUCAAAGUUUACUGCCGUGAGAAGUAUGGUUUCGAUUUUUACGCUAUCGACAUGCGCUGGGGUGUGCCAAAUGUUACUCAGCUAGAUCAUCUUGGUCCAAAAACAUGCUAUGAUGAAGUUGAACACUGCAAGUUUCUUUCAAUCGGUCCAACUUUUAUCACUGUACUUGGUCAGCGUUAUGGCGAAUAUGAGAUUCCAUUUACGAUCAACUCAUAUGAGAUGGGACUUAUAAAAGACUGGUCAAAAAAGAUUCAAGGAGUAUCUCCCAAAUGUUUUGAAGCGUUUGAAGAAUGGUAUUUGUGUGACAAAAAUGAUACAAAUCAGGCUUACCAUUUAAAGCCAAUAGUAGAAGUAUUUCAACUGGGAGAUAAUCGAUUUGUAGAGGAUGCAAAACAACGGUGGUAUGAUGAUCGUAAAGCAAUGCACCUUGGUAUUAAUCAAAUAAUUCCAGUGUUGACUGAACAAGGGUUGAUAUCAAGUCAAGAGGCAAUAAAAUACUCUCUUUCAGUUACCGAGCAUGAAAUAAUACUGGGUAUACUUAAUGCAGAAGAUUCAGAUAAGCGAAAAUGCGCAGCAUUUACAAGGACUAUCAAAGAAAUUGAUAAAGUUUUGCAAAGUAGACAAGCAAACAAAUUUCUAGACAUGAAUCACAAUGGGACGUUAGACGAAACACGUUUUGAACAGAUAAAUGAUCUAAGAAAUAUCACUUUAGCUUCUGUUUUAAAAGAGAACAAUAUCCGCAAUUAUGAAAUACCAUGGUCAGCGAUUGAAAACGAUGGUUUAGAACGCACGUUAUAUCUACGAAAAUUUGGUAUGGAUUUUGAGAGUAAAACAAUUUCACUCAUUGAUAAAGCAGUUUCAGAAAUGUCAAAUUUUGAAAAUGAUGACUUGUAUGUAGAGGUUUUGCAACAUUUAAACCAUUGUAAUGAAUUUGUUCAAGAAUUUCAUGGUCGUAGUGAUGUAUUAGAAGUCGUAAAACGAUAUAUUCAGGGCGAUUCUUCAGAUCCUUUUGUAAUAUAUGGUCAGUCCGGUAGUGGGAAAACAUCUGUAAUGGCUAAACUUGCAGUAACAGCAAGAGAUUGGAUAAAUGAAAUCAGUAAUUCCAUAAGGCAUACUAUCAGCUUUAAUCAGUUCCGUAUUCGAUCAAAACAUGCCAAAAAUAACAAAACAAACGUGGAAGAAAAAGAAUUAAAUUCAAAUCUUGUACCAAAUAAUCCUAUAUUAUUUAAUCCUAUUGAUUCAGUCAUAGUAAUAAUACGUUUUUUAGGGACAAGUCCAGGUACCUCAACAUUACGUCAAACAUUAAAAUAUACUUGCAGACAACUUGUUGCAAAUAUUAAUAGUAUUGGAAGUAUGAGUAAUUCAGAAGCAUUUACAUUUAUUGAUCCGGAAGUUAUUCGAUCACAAGAUGAUUUUCAGUCUAUUCUUAAUACAUUUUACGAUCUAUUAAUUCAACUUUCAAAUAUGCAAAGACAUGUAUUAAUUUUUUUUGAUGCCAUUGAUCAACUUGAGCCUUCGGAUGGUGCAUAUUUUCUUGGUUGGAUACGAGUUCCUUUGCCUAGAUAUGUUAAAUUAAUCAUUUCAACAUUACCAGAUAUUGGAGGAAUAUUAGAUAAUUUUCGAUCAAAUUUUCUGUCUCAUAAUCCUUCAUCUUCUUUACCCAUACAUCUACAAAAUUCAAAUGAUUUAGAAAACAAUGUUCCAGAUUCUUUACCUUAUCCGAAUUUCAUUGAAGUUGAAGUACUUGAUGAUAGUAUGUGUGAACAAUUAUUAAAAACAAGAUUAGCUUCUAAUGGAAGAUGUUUGCAACCAUUUCAAUGGAAGUUAGUUAAAAGAGCACUAUCACAUUGUCAUUUAACAUUAUUUAUUGUUCUUGUAGAACGCGUAGUAAGUCAAUGGAAAUCAUGGCAUCAACCUGAUUAUAUUUUAAAAAAUACAGAUGAUCAAAUUAAUGCGAAUACACCAUGUACAGAAGAAGAAGCUGAAUUAGCAGUUAAACAAUGGCCUAAUUUAGAACUAGCUUUAACUGUUAGAGGAGCGAUUGUACAAUUCUUCGAGUCGUUAGAACAUACACAUGGUAAAUUAUUGACUUCUCACGCAAUAUCCUAUAUCACAGCCUCACGUCGGGGUUUAAGUGAGGCAGAAAUUGUGGAUUUGUUAUCUCUCGACGAUGAAGUUCUUCGAGAUGUUUUUGAACAUCAUUUGCCACCACAAGUCCGAGCCCCUCCAUUUGUUUGGACAAGACUUCGAAACGCAUUGGGAUCAAAUUUGGCUGAACGUGAGGCUGAUGGAAUAGUAGUUUUAUUUUGGUAUCACCGUCAGUUUAUUGAAGCAGCACAAGACUGUUAUCUGUCUGACAUUAAUCAUAGACGAAAAAUCCAUUCAAACAUUGCAGACUACUUUUUGGGUAAAUGGGCAGGAGUGAAAAAGACAUUUUAUUAUCCAAAGUAUCUUGCAGCUAAAUUGAAACUUCCACCAUCUAGUAACGAAGACAGAAUGGUGCCACCACAACCAUAUGUAUUCGAGGAAUCUCAAAUAAGUGGCAAGAAGAAACUGCUCUUAAAUUUAAGAAAGUUAAAUGAGCUACCAUGGCAUUUAUGUCAUUCAGGUCGAUUUGAAGAAUUUUACUCAGAGAUAAUGUUUAAUUAUGAAUUUUUAUACAACAAAUUACGUGGUACCUCUAGGUCUCAAUUACUCAUGGAUCUACAACUUCCAAUAGAAGCAUAUCGUAUAUUACAAAUAGAACAACUUCUUUCAUCAUGCACUCAACUAGGUCGAUUGUCUACAAAUGAUAUUCGGGCCAAGCUAGGUGGAUUGAAUUCUGCACUAUUCACCAAUCAUUCAUCACUACUACCUGCGUCUGAUACCUCAACCAAUGCUAGUAACCUUUCUGCAAUUUAUAAUACCGAUAUGCAGUCACCGGCUUAUUUAAGACCUCCUCCACCAGAAGCUUUCAAAGUAUACAAUUGUAUACGUAUUGCUGCUCUAAGUUUAGACUAUCAACCAUCUAGUUUACCCAUUGACAUUUUAGGACGUCUAACAAAAAUUUAUCAACCACCAUCAUAUUUACGUCGUACGCGCAGGCGUUUAUCAACAUAUAUCUCUUCAGGAUCCCGUCGUAGUGUAUCCAUGUUAAAUCCAAAACGUGAAUUAAUUCAUAGACGUCGAGUGACUGAAACAGAAAAACCUGUAAAUAUCUACAAAGAUUUAUUAGAAAAACUCUUAGUUCAAUCAAGAUAUCUUGGUUGCAAACAAUGCGCUUUACUACCACGUACAACAUGUUUUGACUCAGGCAGUGGUUUAUUACAUACAACCUUUGAUAUUGGACUAGGUAUCGGACGUUUAAUGUCUAAUAAUUUAAUUUUAGCAGUCGCUUUAAAUGGUAAAUCAGUUAGUUGGUAUGAUUUAGAUGGUAACUUAGUAAAAACCAUAAGUCUACCUGAAGUCAAUUUAUUUUCAAUGAAAUUUUUAUUAGCUUCACAUGGUGCUCCAGAUCCUAUAUCAAUAUGUGCACUACCAGUUAAUAAAUCACCAGAACUUAAUAAUACUAACCGUCAUUCUGAAGAUAUAAAAUAUAAAGAUAAUCGUUUAAUAUCAGUUGCAAAAAUUGAUUACUUCUCUGGUCGUGUAACAACUUUAUCUACAUUAGAUGAACAAUGGUCUGAUAUAUUUAGUAUGCCAUCACUUAUAUUAUUAACUAAUCAAUGGAUUGGAUCAUUAAUUGAUACAACUUUUCAUUUGGGUUAUUUACCAAAAAAACAAAUGAUUAUUAAUGGUUAUACAAUUGAAAGUCAUUCAUUUUAUCAUUCAAAUUUAUUAAAUAUUAUUAGUUUUACUUUAACUGAUUUUGGUGCAUUUUUAAUUGAUAUAAAAGAACAUAGUGUAGUAUUUGUAUCUAUUUCAAAUGAUUUAACUAUUCAUAGUACAAUUAAAUUACAAUCAGAUAUUAUUAUAUGUUUUUGUUUUACAACUCAUCAUGAAUGUGAAUUAAAAUUUUAUGAAAUUAAACAAAUAAAAAAUGAUAAUUUAAAUGAAAGGAAUAUAUCUUUUUUAAAUGAUAUAAAUGGUAUAAAUUUUCAUGGACUUAUUAUAUAUGAAAGUUAUUUAAAGAAUACAAUUAGUUUAAAUAUAGUUCAAGCUAAUCGAUUUCUUAAUUGUUCAACACAUUUAAGUUAUUCUAAUCAAUUAGUUGCAUAUUUAUUUAAUACACGUCGUAAAACUGCUGAAGAUUUUGGUAUAAUAUGGGAUCAAAGAUAUGAAACUUGUAUUAAUUUACAAUUACCAUUUAAUGUUCAACAAGAUAAUUUAAAUAAUGAUGAAGUUAAUUUAACAAAAGAAAUGUUAAAUUACACAUUCUCAUUCGGGAAAGGUGUUUCAGCUAUAUUUAGUUAUGAGAAUGAUCUUUUGUUCACCACUGGAAGAGAAUGUUUUUUACUAGUUUGGAGCACUAUGACUGGGCAUAUAUUAAAAAUUAUAGCACAUGGUUGUGCAGAAGGCAUUCUUUCAGGUUUGUCAGUACCUAGUCUGGACACAGAUCUUGGAAUGACCACAACAACCUCAAUAAAAGGAACAACGAAUUCAUCAAUGACUGGUUCUGUACUUGUGAUAUGUCAUUUUCCAGAUACAACCACACCACAAUACAGUGAAUCACCUGACCAAGCAAUGUUUAUCAUGUGUAAAAUAUUCAAUGUCAAAUCUUUGCGUAAACCAGAUAAACAAUUAGCCGUAUUGGGUAGUCAACUUUUUUAUGCAGACGAUAAUCAGAAUACAAAUUUGAAUAUUGAAGAAAUCGCAACUGGUGGUCCGUUGGUUUAUUGGUCAGCUAACAUGUCUAUCGAAUAUGUUUAUGAAGAUGGUUUAUCAACGCUUGUUCUAGUCACUCAAAGAAAAGAAGAACGAAAUAAUGUGGACAACUUGAUAUUAUAUGAUCUAGAUGAAGAUUCUACUAAUCCAAUCUAUUCCUGGUCUGAUAAUGAAGUCAAUGCAAAAUCAAUAGAUACUUUUUUAACAACACAACAACUUGUAGACUGGGCCACUACAAUAACUGAUAUCAAGAGUAUGGGUACUGGUGAUAAAUGCCUUAGUUAUACUCAAGAUAUUUCAGUUUUUCUUCAUAAAACGGCUACAAAAAUUAAUACGUUAACAAUAUUUAAUCAAAAUCAGCUGUUAGAUAGUUACACUUAUCUAGAUCCUAUUCAUAUGAAGGAUUAUCUACCUAAUCUUUAUGUGCCUACAUCUAACGGUCUUAUUAGUAGUUUUGGUUUAAUUCAAUCUAAAUAUGGAAUGCUAACAUUGAUAAAACCAUCGUUCGAUAACGAAACACCUUCAUUAUUAGUUAAAGUUUUAAUAUCUUCAGUCGAUAUGCACAAUAACAUGUACGAAUUUAAAAGUUUAUGGGGUGAACAACCUCGAGAGAUCAGUUUAAUUCAAGCUUACCAGUUAACCAAAACAGCUGGUAAAAUUUUAUUAGAUAAACGUGAUUUACAGAUAAUUUCUUUGAAUUUAUUAACAUACCGACCGAGUUAUCCUAACCAUAUAAUUAUUGGUUUGAAUGAAUCACAUAAAACAUUAUAUCCUGUUACUCGGUGUGAUGGGAGAACAGUUGUUUGGUUAGGUGUUAUUGUGAUUGUAGACCUUGGGUAUCCACAUGAAGAUGGAUGUAUGGAUAAGAAUGUCGAUAAUUACCCACAGAUAUUACAUACAAUUCUACUUGAUUAUGGUCCGAAUUUAAUAUUAUUCUCAGAUGGUAUGACGGCUAUUAAUUAUCGAUUAAACAUGUAUAAUAUUGUAACUGGAAAUCGAAAGUAUGGAUCAGAAACUAGUGAAAUUGAUAAAUUUUUACAGAAAAUGAAUUCUGGUCAUUUCAAUUUGUCGACUGAAAACGUCAGUGAUAAUGAUGAGACAAGUAGCAUUUUGAAUACUGAACAAGCCGUUGGAGAACUGGUAACAGAAAAACAACUUGGAAAUCAUAUUGUCAGUAAAUCAUCAAAUGAAGAGAAUAUAUUUAUCCAGUCGAUUGUGUUAGCGUCAGAUGGAAAGUUAUUGAUUGGCAAAAGACAUCAUCCUGAACAGAAAAUUCAUUUAGAUCUAGCUGGCGAAUCAUCUUCUGAGAGUUACGAUUCCGAUGAUUCAGAAACUGAUUAUGGUGCAUCACCAGCUAGAUGUUUGGUUGCUUAUGAAAUAUCAUCAGCACAAACAGAAGUAUCAUCACCACUGUCGUCUUUAUCAACUGGCGUAAUAAGUGAUAUUCAGUUGAAUCUUGUAACGGAAUACAUGUUUGAAAAUGAGCCAUAUAUGCUAUGGUUAUCUAGAGAUACGAAAACGUUAAUUGCAGUCACACCAAAUGAAUACCUUAGAGGAUUUGAUUUGGGUCUACAUCAAGAUGGAGAACGUAAUUUAGGGCUAUUGGAGUUUGUGAACACGGAAGACCAAAUAUAUGAAAAAAUUGAUGAAGAGGUAGACUGGAUAGAUGGUUCACUUGAUAAACUCACUGAAGAUGAGAAGAAGAUGAAAAUGUUGGAUUAUUUUGAAGAAUCGGGUUUAACUGAAAUGAUGAAGAAGGCCAUGUUUGAUGUUGUGGAUAAAAGACCAACUGAUCCAAUAUCAUCUAUUGCUAAAAGUCUUUUAAAACAGCAUCAUUCACAAAACAAUUAA